Molecule: messenger RNA, 456 nt
Organism: Enterobius vermicularis (human pinworm)
Lineage: Eukaryota; Metazoa; Nematoda; Chromadorea; Rhabditida; Oxyuridae
Source: the annotation of a GenBank genome assembly
AUGAUACCGUAUGGCCAGACAUGCGUUGUUCAUCAACUACCGCUUAACCAACGAAUAAAGAAAAUGGAAUUUGACGUCGGCUUUAGAGGCCACCCAGGAUUAGUAGCACUGUUUUCAGAAGCAGCAUACAAUGAACAAAUAAGAUUAGGGCGUCCGACAUUGGAUUUCAAGCAGUGGGAAUAUUUCAAUUUGCCUGAGAAGUAUUGCAGGGAUCUCAUUCUUUUCGUGCACGUGGCCGGAAAAGAGAUGUGGAGCGAUGAUCGCAGCCGUGGAGAUGACCGAGAGGCGGACAUUAUCAUUCUGGCGACAAUUCGGAGAGGACGUGAAGAGGACGUGGACGAACGGCAUUAUCAAUUUCUGUUGGACAAAAAAAGGACCACUGUCGCAUUAACAUGUGCGAAAGAGGGAGUUAUUGUCAUAGGCGACUGCAAGGUCCUCAAGCAGUCGACAGUAUGA